AUGCCUAAGGGUCGUCGUCUAUCUUCAACAGAACAAUACCAAAUUCUAUCGCUUCGUCAAGCAGGCCAUAGCAACAAGGCCAUCGCGGAACAACACGGCCGAUCCAGACGCUGCAUCGACGGUUUCGUGAAGAAUCCUGCGGCAUAUGGUCAAGCACACGGAGGAGGACGUCCACUCAAAUUGACACGAGCCGACCACGGACUGAUCGCUAGAUUGGCUUCCAAUUCAACCAUGAGUGCCAAUCAGAUCCGUGCACGACUUUCACUAAAUGUGUCGACUUCCACUGUAUUGCGAGCU
Molecule: messenger RNA, 297 nt
Organism: Haemonchus placei
Lineage: Eukaryota; Metazoa; Nematoda; Chromadorea; Rhabditida; Trichostrongylidae
Source: the annotation of a GenBank genome assembly